Aspergillus alliaceus is the source of this 1264-nucleotide messenger RNA. RefSeq lists its product as uncharacterized. The coding region runs from base 160 to 1065 and encodes 301 amino acids. Gene Ontology annotation, cellular component: nucleus. The transcript is spliced from 2 exons. Lineage: Eukaryota; Fungi; Ascomycota; Eurotiomycetes; Eurotiales; Aspergillaceae. Gene Ontology annotation, biological process: SCF complex assembly; protein ubiquitination. The record is from RefSeq and is a predicted model, not a curated record.
CUCCAACCUUCACUCUGUACCUCAUCCAGUUCGCGCUGCAUCUAUUCUCAUUGUGCCCGCCACUCAUUCUACAAUCGCAUCCUUUAUAUUUAAUCCCACCCCCCAGCUUAUCUACCGUUCUUUUGUCCCACAAAAGCCUGCCGUGCGGGGUAUACAGCCAUGGCGGACCGACAGGCAGUCCAGCAGAAUCUCAACGGUCUGCUGUCAAAGCUGGAUGAUCCAGACCCUGAUAUGAGAUACAUGUCUCUGAACGAUCUCUUGGGAAUACUCAACAGCCCCAACUCCUCGUAUUUGGCUCAUGACCAGUAUUCCGCUUCGCGACUUGCGGACGGCUUGCUCAACGCCUUGGAUGAUCAACACGGAGAUGUCCAAAACCAAGCACUGAAAUGUCUCGGCCCACUUGUGAAUCGACUUCCUUCCGAUAGCCUCAGUACGAUUUUGGAGAAGCUUUCGAACCUGACAGCUUCCCAAACUAUGGAUACCUCGGUCCCAAAUACUGCUCUGCGAGUCAUUGUUACUGCUCUUCCUCGUCCUCAAACCGGACAGCCACCUUCUCCGGACGUCUCCGUAGCUUACUCGGCUGUCUCAGAAGUUCUCAUCCCUCGACUAACCGGCCCGACGGCAUCUCCUUCCGGUAGAAGAGGCUCUGUUGUCAGAGGCAUGCUAGAGAAGGAUUCUUCCAAGGGCUUCAGCAGUGAUGCAAUUGAUGUCCUAAUCCAGGUCGUCACUUGCUUUGGGCCACUUCUCAAAGAGGCUGAGUUGACAGCUCUCCAGAAAUCAGUGAUGUCCAUUAUCGACAACGACACGGCUGGCACCGUGGUUACGAAAAGGGCGCUGGCCGCUAUUUCCGCCUUGGUACCCCAUUUCUCAGAAUUUCAAUUCGGCUCGUUUGUCGAUGAACUCGUCAAGAGGUUUAAUUCUCCCCAGAUUAGCCUCGUGCACCGAAGGCACCUCAUUGCAACGGUUGGCAGUGUCGCAAGGAGCAGCCCGGCCAAGUUUGGCCCUCACCUACCGACGCUCGCUCCGUUUGUCUUUGCUACAGUUGACGAGGUUGUAGCGGCUUAGAUUAAUAGAUACGAAAAGUUUAAUAACACUAGCUGAAAUGAACUUCUUCCGAUACCCUUUAUGUCUCCAGGAAAUGUAUCGGAUGAUCCGACAGGUCUGUAUAAGUGAAGCUUCGUUUCACAUUAUUUAUGACCAUCUCCAGCUUAAAGUAGAACAUUGAACGCGUUAGCUUGAAUGGAAAGGGGAUUCUUCUGGCUGG